GACGCGGGGCGCUGCUCACCCGGCUGCGGAGGCACGGAGAGCCCCUGUCCGCGCCGUCACUCGCCCGUAGCCCUGGGCUGCCCCGAGCUGUGCGGCGCGGGGCACGGGGCUGCUCGGCCCGCUGCGAAGCGCUGCCUGUUCCCGCAGCCGCUGCAGCAGCCGGGCGCCGGUGCCGGUCGCUCCCGCGGCCCCGACUCGGGGGUCUCCCGCAGCGAGCUGGCGUCGCUUAUGAAACGUGGCUUGAAUCCGCCGGAGCCCCGGGGCGAGGCAGCGCGGAGGGGCGGUCGGUGGGUUGGGGUGAGCCGAGGAUGGAUUUCGGCUGGAACUCCGGGGCAGCGGCGGUUCCUGCCUAGGGGCCGCUCCCGGGGAGCCUCCGGCACGAGGCCGGGUCCCGCUCUGGCAGCGAAAGCAGCGGGACCGCGGCCCCGGCUCGCAACCGGGACCCGAGCGGGCCGGCCCCGGGCACCCCCGGGCUCCUGGCCGGGGGAGGAGAUGUCCGUGAGUUCGCGAUUUUUCACAUCCAGCCGCACCCGACCCGGCCGCUUUUCCUUCCUGCUGGAAGUAAGAAAGAGAAGAGGUGGCGUGUGUGCUCGGUGCAGGAGCACACGCACGCCCUGUGGGUUAAGUCAAAAUGAAUUAUUUUAGUGGGCUGUGCCUCAUGUUCACUAAGCGGCUUGAAAGAGUCGAUCUGUAUCUCAUAUUUAGGCUUUUUCUUAGUUGCUUGCCCUCCUCUUUGUUGUAAAGGGAGCAGUACUAGAAAUUUACUUUUGUGUCAGAUCUGGCUGUUUUCCUCUGGAGUGGAAGAGUUGGUCGCUGUAGCAAGCAAUGUGGCCUUCCCCCUGUACAAAAGAGUGGAGACAUGAGUGUUCAUUAUCAGCUUUCAUUUCUGAGGAUUUUUAGUCGUGUUUUCCUGUCAAAAUGCAUUGAGGUCCUCAGACAGCUGGAGCAGAUUUUACUCUGCAGAAAACCCCUGCUGUCUUUAUGGUUCUCGGGCGCUUUGGCUGUCUGGGUGGAUCCAGGCACUCUAACACCCUCAUUAAUAAUAAAAUAAUGAAUGACACCACUUCCAGUGCUAUCUCAUCUCUUUUCCCCACUUAAUAUGGUGGGGAAGUGGUGCAACUAUAUGAUAAUGGUCUGGAAGCAUCUGUGCGUGUAUAAUGAGUGUAUAUUAUAAAAUUUGGGCCAAGUGUUGAUUUUGAUUAUUGCAAGAAAAGCAGCUGUGACUUGGAAAAAAUCCAAUUAGAUAAAAAGGCUUGAAAAUCUUAUUAGCUAAGUUAAUUACUUAUUUUAAGGAAUGGCUUUUCAUGAUGUCAACUAACUGAUGGUAUAGGUAGAAGCUUCCACUGUACCAUUGCUAUGCAUUAGUAUUUUCUAUUACAGUUCCAAAUGCUUUGUAAGCAAGGGUAUUUGCAUGUUCCCUCUGUCAUGUCCUCAAAGCCUGUAGGUGAGGUGAGAAAACAGUAUCUGUGGAAUAACUUCUCUUACUUGUACGGUCAAAAUUAAUUCACCCUUUUCCAGCAAGGAAAUUCCAAUUAUACGUUCUUACUUGGACUAUGAGAAGCCGGAUUCUUCGGUACAUGGAACGUAGUGCUGCGAAUUGUCCCGUAAGCCUUUUGUAAUUAGGUGCAUUUUGGCAUCUGUUACUGUCAUGUCCCUGGCUCUCCUGAAAAUUGUAUUUAAAUUUGUGGUUAUUGCUAUUGCGAGCUCUGCAUAACACCUCUGAAUUUGAUUUUUUCCACUUACUUGUGUUUUGGGGAAUCACUGGACAAGUUUUUAGUGAACUUCAAUGCUGUUUUAAGUGCCAAAAUGUAGCAGUAGUUCGGUAGUUAGCAGCAAAAGUGACAGUCUCCACCUGUCCAGCAACAGGCAGGAAUUGUUGUUGUCCCACUCUUGAUUGCACAGGUGCAGUCACACCUUGAGUGCUGCAUGCAGUUUUGGGUGCCUCAGGAUGAGGACAUAGCGCUGUUAGACUGGGUGCCCUGCCAGAGGAGAGCAGGCAGGUGGAUGGAAGCUCUCAAGGGUAAGAGUUACCAGAAGCAGCUGAGGUCUCUCAGCUCAUUCAGCCUAGUUCAGAGGAGACCUCAUCCAAGCCUGCAGCUUCCUCAAGCAAGGCAGUGGAGGGGCAGGUGCUGAUCUCCUCUCUCUGGUGACUGGUGAGAGGAUAUGAGGAAAUGGAAUGAAGCUGUGCCAGAGCAAGUUCAGUCUGGACAUUAGGAAAAGGUUCUUCCCAGAGAGGGUGGUCAGUCACUGGAACAGGCUCCCCAGGGAAGUGGUUACAGCACCAAAUGUGUCCGAGUUCAAGCAGCAUCUCAGCAGCACUUGAAGGACUCAUAAGGGAUUUAUCAGUUAAUUGGUACCACAAUAUUCCAAAACAUUUAACCUCUCCUCCUAAUACCAACAACUUAUUAACAAGACAAAAGCCUCCAACUUAACUGCAGAGCAUUCUUUAGCUUUAUUUUUUCAGAAUAUUCUUCACUGAGUUGUUAGGCAUCAUGAGAACUCCUAGGUCCAUUCCAACCUGAGAUACUCUGUGAUUCAUUGGCAGUGCAAACCUCUGCAUGUGAUGUGCUCCAGGGCCCUCACCACCCCAGCUGGGCUUUGCUGGCCCUCAAAGUGAGGGCAGAGAGCUGAAGCAGGCACCUUCACGUGGGUGCCUGGUGGAGGGGCGUGACACACCCCUUGCCCAGUGGGCUCCAGCCUUGCUGCUGCAGCCCAGGGUGCAGUUGGCUGCCCUGGGGCUCACAGCUGCCUCACCACCAGCUUUCUCCCCACCAGAGCCCAAAUGCCAUUUCUGGAAAGUUGUUUUUCGUUCAGCCCCAGCCUUUCCUGCUGCAUGUGGCUAUUUCAUCCCAUGGGCUUGUGGCUGAGGUUGAUGACUUCAUGAGAUAGGUCCCUGUCAGCCCAUUCUCCACCAGCUUGUCUUGCUGCAGCCCUGCAGUGGCCAUGCUUCCCCACAUUUGCAGAGGACACCAAGCUUGUGGUUCUUUUUUAUCGCUGUCAGUAGUAAAGAGUUGUGUUAGUAACGAUUGGUAUUGAUCCCUGAGGGACGUUGCUGGUGGUCAGCCGUUGUUGGACCUUGGACUGCUCAUUGCAAUGCUUCCAACACAGCAGUCUCUGACUGGAAGUGCCUGCUGGUAGCAAUGAUAUUAAUCAGCGUUUGUAUGAUUUAAUUUUGGAAAUAUUAGCAUUCUUGAAGUCUGAAACACAUCUUCAAAGAUUACCAGCUUUUUAGAGAGGCACUGGCGUGAUCUUCACUUGGACUACUUCAGUUUAUCUGAAUGAAGCCUGUAUAAUUAACAGAUAGGCAAAACAUAAUUGAUACUAAGACCCAGACAUCGCCACUGCUAAAUGAGCCACUAUCAGUGGAAAUGCAGAUGAGCACCAGUGACAAGUGACUUCCUUGUAGCUUUGAGUUUGCCUCUGUGAGCUUUGUUUUCCUGGUUACCGAAGUGUAGAACCUGUGGAUGAGGAGCUGACAGCAGGAGUCACGGAUCCUGACCUAAAUACAAAAUAUAGUUGCUGGAAUGUGUUUGAGGGAAGAAAGGUGAGAUUAUUGUACAUUAUUGACCUAAAAUCUCUCUUAGCUGUUUCUCCUUACAGUGCAGCAAGGGUGCAAGCAUUUAAUACGAGACUAUAUUCAAGCAUUCAAGUGAGAUUGACUUUUCUGUGACCACAGGUGUACCCUGACUCAGCCUUGAUUUUCUAGCGGUAUGAAAACCUGGCAGCAGUGGCAAAAUUAACACAGACUGAGCAAUUUUCCAUAUAUCAUCAAGAUCUCCUCUAGUAAACAGGAGUACUUGCUAAGUAGGCACUGUUCAACUUUCUAGUGAGCAUUUCUAAAUGAUAAAACAAAUUACCAGCAGUGCAUAUUAUAUUUCAGAGUCUCAGCUGUCAAGAAAAAAGCCAUCAAGCUAUAUCUGUUGCUAUAGUAGCUGGUUUUCAGAUCAAAGACAUCAUUCUCUGGAUCAGUGCAUGUUCUUCUUUUAGUCUGAGUCUACCUUCAAAUGUGUGCUCUUGCAAAGCCAGAGACUGACUGAUCGUCUCUCUUUAAUGAGAUUAUAUCUGCUCAGUGCACAUGUUUAUAAGCCAUUUCACAACUCACAGUAUAAAGUUCAGGCUAAUGUAUAACUGAUUUUUGACAGUGCUUGUCUGCCAGUAGGGAAGCUAGUUACUCUACAGAAAUACUAGUGUACUUCCAGAGAAGAGAGAAGCUCAGUGGAAAGAGAGGAUAGACAAUUGUCAGGUUAAAUGCAAUGCAGUGUACAGUCAUUCAUGGCUUUAAUGGUGGGGACCAGCUGCUGCCUUGGCUCAGAGACCUGACAUACAAGAGCAGAGGUGGAUUCACCAAUGAACUUGAGAAACCCACAUGAUUUGGUAAUACUAAUGAGACAAGAAACAACAGUUAACUACCUCAAAGAACUGGAGAAACAGUUAGUUGCUCAAAAGAUUCAUAUAGAGGAAAAUGAGGACAGAGACACAGGGCUGGAACAAAGGCAUAAUAAAGAAGAUCCAGACUGCAUUAAAGCAAAGGUGCCCCUGGGGGACCUAGAUUUGUAUGAUGGCACAUACAUCACCUUAGAGAGCAAAGAUAUUCGCCCUGAAGACUAUAUAGACACAAAGUCCCCAGUGCCUCCAGACCUGCAGCAGCCAGACUGUACAAAAGUUCUAGAUCUUCCAUACAGUAUUCAUGCUUUUCAGCACUUACGGGGUGUCCAAGAAAGGGUUAAUCUUUCUGCACCCCUGUUACCUAAAGAAGAUCCAAUUUUCACAUACUUAUCACGGAGACUGGGAAGAAGUAUAGAGGAAAUAGGUCACCGUAUUUAUGACGGGCUUAUGAAGAACUCUUCUUCCUGGGUACUCUAUAACAUGGCUUCUUUUUACUGGCGAAUAAAGAACAAGCCAUACCAAGUUGUAGAAUGUGCCAUGCGUGCCCUUCAUUUUUCUUCAAGGCAAAAUAAAGACAUUGCACUGGUAAAUUUGGCAAAUAUUUUGCACCGGGCCCACUUCUCUGCAGAUGCAGCUAUUGUGGUUCAUGCAGCUCUGGAUUACAGUGACUUCUUUACCAGCUAUUACACUUUAGGAAAUAUAUACGCAAUGCUUGGAGAGUACAACCACUCAGUCCUGUGUUAUGAUCAUGCUCUACAGGCCAAACCAGGGUUUGAGCAAGCUGUAAAAAGGAAGCAUGCUGUCCUGUGUCAGCAAAAACUUGAGCAAAAAUUGGAAGCCCAGCAUAGAUCACUUCAGCGAACAUUAAAUGAAUUAAAGGAAUAUCAAAAGCAGCAUGACCAUUACCUUAGGCAACAAGAUGUUUUAGACAAGUACAAGCUCAUCCAGGAGGAACAAAUCUUGAGGAACAUCAUUCAUGAGACACAGAUGGCAAAAGAAGCUCAAUUAGGGAACCAUCAGAUUUGCAGGUUGGGCAACCAGCAGCAUAGCUUGCACUGUCAGUGGGAUCAGCCUGUUCGUUAUCACCGCGGAGACAUUUUUGAAAAUGUGGAAUAUGUUCAGUUUGGUGAAGACUCUUCAACUUCUAGUAUGACAUCCAUGAAUUUGGAUCUUCAUGCAAACCAAAGUGUUCACAGCCAGUCCUUGCAGUCUUCCCCUGUGGCUCGUUCUGUUGUUUCAGUGUGGAGUGUGGAACCCAGCAGAGACAAACAGCAUAUUCUUUGGCCUCAGCGGUCAGAAUGCAUGAAAUCUUUCCCCAGAAUUCCAGACCCAGAAGAACUGCCAACAUAUUUCUUGCCUCCAGAAAACAGGGGAUUCAGAAUCCAGCCAUUACUGAGUAUUCCAGGAGAUACUGUUGAGCAUGGAGAAGCACAUGCACCAGAUUGUUCUUCCAUUACUGGUGCUCGUAAUAAUGAAUCUCUAAACAUCCUGGUCAAGGAACUAGACACUAAUCUAGAUUUGAAAUUCAGGAUGCCAGACAAUCAAGCAAGACAGGUUUUGCAUUCUCGUAUCAACAAUGAAACUAUUACACUGGCGAAGAUAGGAGUGUUUCUAGAUCAUGCCAUGAAGAAGCCAGAAGAUCCUCUGUGGCUUGUGCUUAAUGAAGCUGGAUUGUACUGGCGUGCAGUUGGAAAUGGCACCUUUGCUAUCACCUGUUUGCAAAAAGCAUAUAAUUUGGCUCCACAUGAGUAUCAGGACAUCCCUCUGGUCAACCUUGCUAACCUCUUGUUCCAUUAUGGUCUUCAUUUGGAUGCCAGCAGGCUCCUGCUGAAGGCUUUGGCCAUCAAUGCCUCUGAGCCCCUGACUUUUCUGAGCCUAGGAAAUGCAUACCUGGCUCAGAACAACAUUAGUGGAGCACUGCAGGCCUUCAGACAUGCGCUGGAUUUGACAGCCAAGUGCUUGGAGUGUGAAAGCAGCCUGAAGAUGAUCCGCUGUUUGCAGUUUUAUCCUUUCCUCUACAACAUCACCUCUUCUGUGUGCAGUGGUCACUGUCAUGAGAAAAAUCCAGAUGGCAGUUACGGCAAGGAGAAGUACUUUGAUGACCACUACAAGCCAGCUACAGCAGUGACAGAAGGACGCUCUGAGGGAGGUACAGAAGAUCCAGAAGUCCUUACUCAGAGUUCAGCAAGGGAUCCCUCCUUCUUGAGACUGGAAAACACAGUCACUGCAGAAAGCAAUGGUUCAGAAGGAGUGGAGGGUUUAGAAGAUGAUCAGAUGUCUGAAGAGAUGCUGGCUUUGGUGGAUGAGUUUGAAAAUUCUUGGCCUCAGGAAGCUUUUGAAGGGGCACUGGAAGUAAAAGGUCGUCGAAUGGACUUGCAGGGAAUCCGGGUCCUGAAGAAGGGAUCUCAGGAUGGACUAGCUAGCUCCUGUUUUGGGGACUGUGGUGAUGAUGACGAAGCUGAAUGGAUCACUUUUCAGGUCAAACGUUUAAAGAAACCAAAAGUUGAAAGUUUGGAUCUUCAGGAGCCAGUUGGGAGAAAUGUGGAAGAAGGGACUAAUGCAGAAAAUGAAAACUUUUACCAAACUGCUCUAGAGAUCAGUGGACCAAAGAUACCUUCUCCUGGACCAAUAGGAAAAAGGCGUGACUACCGUAGCCUUGGCUGGCCAAGUCCUGAUGAAUGCCUGAAACUCCGCAGGGUAGAGCUUACAACUGUAGCCAGCACGUGGCUUGCUGUUUCUGCUAAAAACAUUGACAUUACAGAACACAUUGAUUUUGCCACACAGCUGCAGGAACCAGCCAUGGAGCCCCUUUGUAACCCAAACCUCCCAGCCAGUAUGCAUACUUUGGACCACCUGCAAGGUGUCUCUAGUCGGGCCAGCUUGCAUUACACUGGAGAAAGUCAGCUGAAAGAGGUCCUGCAGAAUCUUGGCAAAGACCACUACUCACCACAGUCACUAGAACAAGUUGGCACUCGAAUAGCCAAAGCUUUGGAAAAGAAUCAGACUUCAUGGGUCCUCUCUAGCAUGGCAGCUCUUUACUGGAGGGUGAAAGGCCAAGGAAAGAAGGCAAUUGACUGUUUACGGCAAGCAUUGCACUAUGCGCCCCAUCACAUGAAGGAUGUACCACUAAUAAGCCUAGCAAACAUCUUCCACAACGCCAGGCUCUGGAAUGAUGCCAUCAUUGUGGCUACCAUGGCAGUGGAAAUAGCGCCGCACUUCGUGGUGAAUCAUUUCACGCUGGCAAAUGUCUAUGUAGCAAUGGAGGAGUUUGAAAAGGCCAUGAAAUGGUAUGAGUCAACACUAAAGCUUCAGCCGGAGUUUGCCCCAGCAAAGAACCGAAUCCGCACCAUUCAGUGUCAUUUACUUCUGAAAAAAGAGCGACGGUCUCCUUAGUGAUCUGCAUCUUUCUCUUUUUUAAAAAUGUCAUUAUUCUCUAUUCUGCUCUUAAGUGUGCUAAGAUAAAUUGAUGAAUUGAAAUUUUUAACAAGACUGUUAAAAAGAGAUGGGAUUUGGAUCAAGGGUUCUUUUUUUUUUUUUUUUGUCAAAUAGAGGAGCAUCUUUGGAAAAUAUAUUUCACAGACCAUAAUUUUAAAACAUCCCUGUAAAUAUUAAACCAAGAAACUUCCAUGAGUCCAUGACCACCUGUAACAGGACCUAGGCACUGUUAGUUUUUCCAUAAUGCUCAGAUUGGCAUCAGCAUCCAAAAUAACUUGCUUCAUGUCUUAUAAUCUAAGCCACUGGAAAUGCAAAGCAUACAACUGUACCAAAUACUAAGAAGAGAUAAUCAGCAAUUCAUCCAUGUGAAACUCAUGCUUUGUCCAGUCUUGUUCACUCCAUACCACAUUACCUGCUUUUUUGGAAGGAGAAGAACAGACUUUUAAAUAUUUAUUAAAAAACAUGAGAAACAUGAAGCAUUUUUGGAAUUCUUCAUUUCUGUUGGGGAAUGAGGAGAAGGUAACAGCAGGAACCUAAAGUCAAAGUGGUUUUUAAUCAUACUUGCAGGAAAAAAAAAUGGUAAAAAUCCCAAUAAGAUGUUUUAUAUUUGUCUGUAUAUUCAUAGCCCUCUGCCUCCCUGAGUGGUUCAUUUACUAAUUCUUUGUUCACUGUAUUUCUAGCCGUUUUGGAAUAAGGUGCAAGUUUAUGCUCACCCUGAGCCAUACUUUCAGCUGCCAAGGAGGAGGAGGGACAUGGUGUCAAGGUAUCAACAGCAAAAACAGUCAGGUGGAAGAUUUCCAAAUCAGUUCUGUCUUUGGUUGGUGGAGGACGUGAUUCUCCAGAAUCAAAAAGGGCACAUACUUGAAAUAAAAUAAAUUGUUUAUGAACAACUCACAGCUUCUCCUGUACUGUGUAUGUCAUGCGCCACUCACAAGAGUCCAGGUUAGUCUGGAGGAGCUACAGCCUUUCCUGGGAAGCAGACUGAGCUGGGAGCCAGGAAAGCCUUGGACAAUCCUGAUCAGCCAAUGAUUUCAUGUGUACCCUUGGAAAAUUCCUUGCGCUGCUGUGUCUGACUCUGUUUGGGGCAGAAAGAAGUAAGGAAGAGUGAACUAACUCAGCUGUCAUGUAAGCCACUCUGCAUCUUCUAGUGUUAAACAUGCUUCUUCAUGAUUGUUUUUAAAGAACUAACAAUGCUUAUGAACUUACUGGGUGUUUUUUCUCCCCCAAUAUGUUUCCUGUCUUGUUGAUGCAAAUUAAGAGUAAGUAUGGCAGUGGUUGAAACUGUGACAUCAGUAUAAUUUUUAUAAUACUGGAACUUACUACUUCAUAAAAGAAUCCUUGAAUAUUUUUAUAUAUGACUGAAGAUGAGCAGUUCUAAUGCAAAUUUUACCUGUUUUAUUGCAAGUAAUUUCCGUUUAUCUAGGAAUCCUGACAGAGGUAUGAGCAAAUGCUACUGUUGGGUAGAUUUUUAUUAAAAGUGUGUGAACCUGUCAAA
Messenger RNA from Motacilla alba alba, 9316 nucleotides. It is a transcript of the gene TTC17, whose product is annotated as tetratricopeptide repeat domain 17. The record is from RefSeq and is a predicted model, not a curated record. The coding region runs from base 4348 to 7779 and encodes 1143 amino acids. Gene Ontology annotation, molecular function: protein binding. NCBI's taxonomy places the organism in Eukaryota, Metazoa, Chordata, Aves, Passeriformes, Motacillidae. Gene Ontology annotation, biological process: actin filament polymerization; cilium organization. The transcript is spliced from 25 exons. Gene Ontology annotation, cellular component: actin cytoskeleton; cytoplasm.